AUGGCCGUGGCCAUUGUGGUUAUCACCUCGGUCGCUCUGGUCCUUACUUCAACUCGAUUAGCAAAUGUCGGCACUCCAUUCGCCACUUCCAAAGGCUUCUUCUCGAUUAUAUACCAACACUACAGAUUCGUCGUGGAUGGACCGAGUCUAAUAAAGAAAGGCUAUGAGAAAUUCCCAAACGGGUUAUUCGAGAUCCCGCGCACAUUCCGCUUCGGUCAAGUUGUCCUGUGCAAGCUGGAGUUAAUCGAGGAGUUGAAGAAUCUCCGAAGUACUGCUGUCUCGCCCGAGCCAUGGAUUGACCAGUUGCUGCAGAUUUCUCAUGUUAUGCCUGGAUACUUCCCUAGGGAUGGGGGAUGGCCGAAGAUCGCAAAGACCACGCCCGGUGUGAUUCGUGCCACGGUCUACAAACAUCUGGAUCAGUACAUGCCCUCGAUGAACGAGGCCAUUCUCGCACAGCUGAGAACCUUGGACUUGAAAUUUGGUGAAUGCAACGUUGGGUGUUUCGACUUCGCAUAUUCCAUUGUAGCACGCAGCGGGAGCUUUGCGAUGGUUGGCUCACGGCUUUCACAGGAUGAGGAGUAUCUCAACGCAGUCAAGGAACAUAUUCUGGGAAUGAUAGUAACUACUCGAGUCCAGUUUAUGGUUCCAGAUUGGUUGAAACGGUACAUUGGUGGAUUUAUCAGUCGCCUCACCACUCUAGGUACAAAUUGGGACAUGCAUGCCUCACGCAAAAUUCUACUCAAGCACUUUGAUGCACGCGCCGCUGAAUAUCACACCGAGAUAUUUAGUGACGACAACAAGGGUAUCGAGACCAAUCCCGACGAUGCGGAUAACCCUCAGGUCGAAAUCUUCCGCUGGCUGUAUGAAAGCUCGGUGCUCCGCGAGAAAUGGACUUAUGCAGAGGUCAUUGGUGAAAUGCUACUGUUGCAAUUUGCCUUUAUCUAUACCACGGCCUAUGGAUUGUACGGUGCCCUUGCCGAGCUAGCCCGUCGCCCUGAGUAUAUUGCUCCCCUGCGAGAGGAGAUUAAUGCUAUCUUUGCCAAGAUGGGACCUACCGUCCUGGCCUGUGAUGCCAUGGUCCUGAUGGAUAGUUUCCUAAAGGAGUGCCAGCGACUGCAUCCCCCUGCAGCCCUAUCUGCCCACCGAGUCUGCGUCCACGACCUGAAGCUCUCGAACGGAACAAUCCUCAAACAAGGCUCCCACAUGGCCGUCCCAAGCGGUCUAAUCCAACGCCUAAGCACAAACUACGAAAACCCCAACGACUUCGACGGAUUCCGGUUCGUGAAGCGCACAGCAGCAGGAGCCAAGAACAGUCGACUCGUCGACCUGAGUCCUGACUAUCUGGUUUUUGGGAUGGGCGUGCAUGCCUGGUAA
Penicillium arizonense is the source of this 1374-nucleotide messenger RNA. RefSeq names its product cytochrome P450. Bases 1 to 1374 code for a protein of 457 amino acids. The record is from RefSeq and is a predicted model, not a curated record. NCBI's taxonomy places the organism in Eukaryota, Fungi, Ascomycota, Eurotiomycetes, Eurotiales, Aspergillaceae. The transcript has 9 exons. Gene Ontology annotation, molecular function: monooxygenase activity; iron ion binding; heme binding.